UCGAGCAGCUCGCACGCUAUAAACGCAAUGCCCAACAUGGAUCUCUACAACAUGCCCAUGGCGCCGGCCAGCCGUGCCAUUCAGAUGAUUGCCAAGGCCUUGGGCCUUGAACUGAACUCCAAGUUCAUUAACACAAUGGAGGGAGACCAGCUGAAGCCGGAGUUCGUGAAGAUCAACCCCCAGCACACCAUUCCCACGCUGGUGGACAAUGGAUUCGCCAUCUGGGAGUCCCGUGCCAUCGCUGUCUACCUGGUGGAGAAGUACGGCAAGACCGAUUCGCCACUGUACCCCAAGGAUCCCCAGAAGCGGGCUCUGAUCAACCAGAGGCUCUACUUUGACAUGGGCACCCUCUACGACGCCCUGGCCAAAUACUUCUUCCCCCUCUUCCGCACCGGGCAACUGGGUGAUCAGGAGGCCCUGGACAAGGUUAACUCCGCCUUCGGGUUCCUCAACACCUUCCUGGAAGGCCAGGAUUUCGUGGCCGGCAGCCAACUGACCGUGGCUGACAUCGUCCUCCUGGCCACCGUCUCCACCGUCACAAUGUUUACGUUUGACUUGCAGAAGUUCCCGAAUGUGGAUAGGUGGUACAAGAGUGCCGCAAAGGUCACUCCUGGAUGGGAGGAGAACCUGGAGACCCUGAAGCAGGCGAAGAAUUAACUUUUUCCACUCCAGUGCACUAGACGAUUCCUAUACGCAAUGUCCACCAUGGAUUUCUACAACAUGCCCGGUUCUCCGAGCAGCCGUGCCGUCAUAAUGACUGCCAAGGCUCUUGGACUUGAGCUGAAUAUGAAGCUAUUGAAGGUCAUGGAGGGCGAGCAACUGAAGCCGGAGUUCGUGGAGCUCAAUCCCCAGCACACCAUCCCCACCCUGGUGGACAACGGGUUUUCCAUCUGGGAGUCUCGUGCUAUUUUGGUCUAUCUGGUGGAGAAGUACGGCCAGGAUGACUCACUAUACCCAAGUGAUCCCGAGAAGAAGGCCGUGGUCAAUCAGCGGCUCUACUUCGAUAUGGGCACCCUGUUCCAGAGUUUCAUCACGGCCAUCUAUCCUCAGAUCAUGAAAAAGCAGCCAGCGGAUCCGGAGGCCAUGCAGAAGGUGGACAGCGCCUUCGGGCACCUGGAUACUUUCCUGGAGGACCAGGACUAUGUGGCUGGCGAUUGCCUCACCGUGGCUGACAUCGCCCUUCUGGCCUCCGUUUCGACCUUCGAGGUGGUGGACUACGACAUUGCCCAAUAUCCGAAUGUGGCCAGGUGGUACGAGAAUGCCAAGGAAGUGACUCCCGGCUGGGAAGAGAACUGGGAGGGUGUCCAGAUGAUCAAGAAGUUCGUCCAGGACAACUGCUAGAAGGAGUGAUU
This is a messenger RNA of Drosophila takahashii, 1352 nucleotides long. RefSeq lists its product as uncharacterized. Gene Ontology annotation, biological process: glutathione metabolic process. NCBI's taxonomy places the organism in Eukaryota, Metazoa, Arthropoda, Insecta, Diptera, Drosophilidae. The record is from RefSeq and is a predicted model, not a curated record. Gene Ontology annotation, molecular function: glutathione transferase activity.